GGCAAGCAAGUCACAACCGCCGUCGCAUCGCACUCCCUUUGUUGCGCCUUUCCACUCUUUUUCUCCUUCAUUCAUUUUCUUCCCCUUCAUUUCAAUUCAAUUCUUCAGCGCCUUUAAUUCAUUCAACGUCUAUUCUUUCUUCCACCCCUGCUCGUACCUGAAGAAGGAUAGGUUCCGAGGUGCAAUAAGUCGAGCGAGCCUUGACACAUUGACGCCUAAUAUCCAUAUCUUUUCGCGACAACACUUGAAUUCUUCCGGGCUUUUUUGGUUGGUUUUAAUAGCAGAUUUCAGGAAAGGAGAUGGUGGCAGAGUUUUCAGACUUGGGGAAGAAGAAAGUGGCUAGCCACAUAUUCCUAUUCCUAUUCAACAUCAUCGUCAUCGUCUUCGCCACCCGAGUUAACAAGUUCCAUGACUUUUUCUACGUAGCAGACCUGUUCCCACUCGUAAUCUCAAUCAUCACACUAGUCGUCUUGUUCAUCAUGCUCGCCCUCGACUUUGUAACCUUGCGCUCACCCAUCGGGGUCCCACUCAUCGAAGGCGGCAUCCUCGGCAUCCUCACUAUCAUCUGGCUAGCCUUCAACGCUUUCUCGACCUCGCGAUGGCAGCACAUCCCUACGCAGUGCAACGAGAUCUCACUUGCUUACCCCUCGUAUAGAGCAUGGUGCAAGGACGUUCAAACUCUCAAAGCAUUCACCUGGGUCGUAUUCGUCAUGUGCCUCGCAAUAACGCUCUGGACCCUAAUCUACUCCCUCCUCCAAUACAAGAACGGGCACAAACACAUCCUCCGGACCCCGCUCUCGCAGUACGAACCUGGUGCCGCUGGGUCGGGCAAGACUGCGGAUUGGUAUGCGAAUGGAAACUACGAAUCCAACCCCCGCGCAGCAAAGACAACCUCCGGUUUCACAGUCCUCCAAACCGAAGCCGAGAAACGCGACAACCCGUUCGAGAGGCCUCCGCCUUCUAUAAUCCCGAGUGGGGAUAACACUGGCGCGGUGCCGAUGCAGAGGUUAGGUGGAGGUGGAGGUGCGGGUGCGGGUGCGCCGAUGUGGUGAUAAGUACUUGAGUGGUGUUGUGGGAGUGUGUUGAUGUGGUAGAGGAGGACGUAGGAAGAGGUGACGGGGUAGAUGGGGUAUUGGGUGACGAGAUGGAAUUUCUAUGUACCGUGAUUGAGUCAUUGUACACGCCUUUCUAUUUCUUUCGCUUUCUUGUUGCUUUUUAGUUAGUUCUUUUUGUAUACCAUUUUUAUACCC
This is a messenger RNA of Coprinopsis cinerea okayama7#130, 1250 nucleotides long. RefSeq lists its product as hypothetical. NCBI's taxonomy places the organism in Eukaryota, Fungi, Basidiomycota, Agaricomycetes, Agaricales, Psathyrellaceae. The coding region runs from base 300 to 1052 and encodes 250 amino acids. The record is from RefSeq and is a predicted model, not a curated record. The transcript has 8 exons.